GGGUGAAGUGCGUCGUCUUCGAAUACAUUCGCGUCGGUCACGACCUCGGGAACCGUGGUACGGAGAUGUUCAAGUGCAUCUUCUGCGGCCAUGAAUUCCAGGGGACACAAUUUGUUGCGGCAAGGCACUUCAAACAGGGGAAAGGGUGUCCGCAGAUCACAGACGAGGCGCUGGUGGACAUCCAUUAUAACACUAAUUACAAGAUGGACAACAAGCAGUUGAAGCGGUUGCAGCGUUGCGAGAAGCUCCACGGUGCUGCACCAACUAUGGAUGCGGAUGGUGGUGCGGGAGGGGAGGGUCAGUCGGGUGCAGCCGGCGAGGAAGAUGGAGGGCAGGGGGUGGAUGACGCGAUCAAUGUCGAAGGCGAUGCGGCGCAGCAACGGGGUGAGGAGCCUUAUACGCAGCGGACGGGGAAGGGUCUGGUGGGUGAGAGUUCAGGGAAGAGGAAGGAGAGAGAGGGAGGGGGGAAUGUGGCCCCACGAAAGAAGAUGAGACAGGCUGCGAUCAAGGACGUCUUCUCCUCCCAAUGGCUUGUGGACCACAAGAAGAAAUUUCUGCUAUUAGUGUACAGCCACCGUUCAACAUCUUCGGCAAUGAUGCUUGGAAGGAGUACAAGAGACACUUCGUAGACUUGCUAAGGCCUAUCAAGGUUUUAUGGCUUUCUCAUAAGGAGAUCGCUGCGAUCGAGUCCGUGCGUCAGACUGCAGAUGACGUGGCUGCGGAUUUAAGAGACGC
This is a messenger RNA of Chara braunii, 735 nucleotides long. Lineage: Eukaryota; Viridiplantae; Streptophyta; Charophyceae; Charales; Characeae. The record is from the annotation of a GenBank genome assembly.